Molecule: messenger RNA, 2493 nt
Organism: Danaus chrysippus (African queen)
Lineage: Eukaryota; Metazoa; Arthropoda; Insecta; Lepidoptera; Nymphalidae
Source: the annotation of a GenBank genome assembly
AUGAGGUGCGCUUCAUUUUUGUUAGGUUUGGUCCUCUUUGUGUCCGUGCAUUGUCAGAAUUACAGUCUACCCGCGGCGAAAAAGUGUGAUCCGGAGAAAUGCAAGUUGCCAAGCUGUAGAUGCUCAUCCACUGAAAUCCCUGGAAACUUGAAACCCCGCAAUACACCACAGUUCGUUUUACUCACAUUCGAUGACGGCGUGAACGUAGUGAACAUCGAAACCUACCGUGAUAUUCUGUACAACAGAGUCAACUCCAACAAGUGUCCCAUCGGUGUGACGUUCUUCGUCAGCCAUGAGUACACAGACUACAGCCUUGUCAACGAGUUAUACAACCGGGGCUUUGAAAUCGCUCUUCAUUCGAUCACUCACAAAAGUAAUCAAACAUACUGGAAAGAAGCGACCCUUGAAAAUGUCACCAGAGAAUUUGUAGAUCAGAGGAUUCUAAUGUCCCGUUUUGCAAAUAUUCCCCGAACAUCUAUGCAAGGGAUCCGCAGUCCUUUCAUUCAGUUGUCGGGCGACAGUACUUUUCAAAUGAUAAAAGACAACGGUUUGACUUACGAUUUGAGCUGGCCGACCGUCAGGUUUACGGGCCCCGGUCUCUGGCCCUAUACUCUCGACUACUCUUCCAUCCAGGAUUGCAUCGUCCCUCCUUGCCCUACAGCGUCUAUUCCAGGUGUUUGGGUCAUUCCCAUGAUUUCCUGGACUGAUCUGAUGGGUUUCCCUUGCUCUUUUGUUGAUGGAUGUUAUUCCACUCCCGACUUAAAAGACGAAGAUGCUUGGUUCCAAUUCAUCGUUAGAGCAUUCGAAAGGCACUACCUCGGUAAUCGUGCUCCUUUCGGAUUCUACGUCCACGAAGGUUUCGUUAGAGUCAAUCCAGCAGUCAAAAGGGCUCUGGUUCGCUUCAUAAAUAUGAUCCAAAAUAUGCACGACGCAUUUUUGGUGAAUGCUAAUGAGGUCGUCAACUGGGUGAAGAAUCCGGUUCCUCUGAAUGAGUUUGUGAAACAGGAUUGUCCUCGCUUUGUCCCAGCUGCCUGUCGUCGCACGACAUGCUCGGGUCUGAGAGAGGAGGAAAGCGGCGAUGGCGAAGCGAUUACAAAGAGGGACAUCGAUGAUUUAUUGGCUGUUUUGAAAGAUAGUGAUGUGUUUGAAGAUGGGUUGGAUCAUGACAAUGACGAUGAGGAAGGAUUUUUUAAUAAGGCCAGAGAAAUCAUGGAGGAUUUGCAAGGAGAAGACAUUGCCAACGACGAUGAAACUUGUGAUGAACUUACUCCUGAAGUUGGACAAGUUUCAGAAGACAGCGGUCAGCCUCACAUUGAUGACGAACAGGAUAUUCAGUUUGACAAAAGAAAACUAAUUUGGAAAAUAGGUUUGGUCCUCUUUGUGUCUGUUCAUUGUCAGAACGACAGUCUACCCGCGGCGGAAAAGUGUGAUCCGGAGAAAUGCAAGUUGCCAAGCUGUAGAUGCUCAUCCACUGAAAUCCCUGGAAACUUGGAACCCCGCGAUACACCACAGUUCGUUUUGCUCACAUUCGAUGACGCCGUGACUACAGUGAACAUCGAGACCUACCGUGAUAUUCUGUACAACAGAGUCAACUCGAACAAGUGUCCCAUCGGUGUGACGUUCUUCGUCAGCCAUGAGUACACAGACUACAGCCUUGUCAACGAGUUAUACAAUCGGGGCUUUGAAAUCGCUCUUCAUUCGAUCACUCACAAAAGUAAUCAAACAUACUGGAAAGAAGCGACCCUUGAAAAUGUCACCAGAGAAUUUGUAGAUCAGAGGAUUCUAAUGUCCCGUUUUGCAAAUAUUCCCCGAACAUCUAUGCAAGGGAUCCGCAGUCCUUUCAUUCAGUUGUCGGGCGACAGUACUUUUCAAAUGAUAAAAGACAACGGUUUGACUUACGAUUUGAGCUGGCCGACCGUCAGGUUUACGGGCCCCGGUCUCUGGCCCUAUACUCUCGACUACUCUUCCAUCCAGGAUUGCAUCGUCCCUCCUUGCCCUACAGCGUCUAUUCCAGGUGUUUGGGUCAUUCCCAUGAUUUCCUGGACUGAUCUGAUGGGUUUCCCUUGCUCUUUUGUUGAUGGAUGUUAUUCCACUCCCGACUUAAAAGACGAAAAUGCUUGGUUCCAAUUCAUCGUUAGAGCAUUCGAAAGGCACUACCUUGGUAAUCGUGCUCCUUUCGGAUUCUACGUCCACGAAGGGUUCGUUAGAGUCAAUCCAGCAGUCAAAAGGGCUCUGGUUCGCUUCAUAAAUAUGAUCCAAAAUAUGCACGACGCAUUUUUGGUGAAUGCUAAUGAGGUCGUCAACUGGGUGAAGAAUCCGGUUCCUCUAAAUGAGUUUGUGAAACAGGAUUGUCCUCGCUUCGUCCCAGCUGCCUGUCGUCGCACGACAUGCUCGGGUCUGAAAGAGGAGGAAAGCGGCAAUACUUAUUACAUGAGAAUCUGCAACAGAUGUCCCCGAGUCUAUCCUUGGCUCAACAAUCCUCGUGGUGUCUAA